AUGGUGAAACUAGAGUUUAUGCGUCAGGUUUUAGCAUCCGUAUGGCAACCAGUUAGAGGGGUUCAAGUUACGGAGAUCCAAAGGGGUGUGUUCUUGUUCGUUUUCUUUCAUAGAACGGACGUGGAUUAUGUUUUGGAUGGGGGACCUUGGGCUUUUGAGAACAACGCCUUGGUUUGCAGGGAGGUACCGCCGAAUACCGCUCCGGGGGAGGUUCCGUUGAACACAAUUGAUAUGUGGGUACAAUUACACGAUAUGCCACUAGGAUAUACGUCUCAAACGGUGUUGGAACAAGUUGGAAAUUUCAUAGGAACUUUUGUGAAACAUGAUGAUCGGUUCGAAGGGGCCCUGUGGUUGACUUUCCACCGAAUUAGGGUUUCUAUUCCGGUUGAUAAGCCGCUACGACGACGAAUGAAGCUUCUGAAGAGGGAUAAGACCACGACUUGGGUAACGUUUCGUUAUGAACGAUUACACAGGUUCUGUUUUUUCUGCGGGUUAAUGGGACAUCUAUACACUUUUUGCAUUAAGGCACGAGACUCUGGAAUCCCGUUGGAACGGUACCCGUAUGGUCCGGAUAUGCGAGCUGGUGGAUCCCGGAGCGCUCCUAGAGCAGUUGGGGAUAGCUGGCUUGUGCCGGUCGGCGGGCGACCAUGUCCGAUUGAGACAGGGACCGGGGUGUCCGGGGUGGUGGCUGCACGAUUGAAUCACGGUGUACCCGUACAGGUUGAGAUGGACGCCGGAGAGCAGGUGGAGGCCAGCGGAAAACGACGCAGGUAG
Messenger RNA from Ipomoea nil (Japanese morning glory), 774 nucleotides. RefSeq lists its product as uncharacterized. The record is from RefSeq and is a predicted model, not a curated record. NCBI's taxonomy places the organism in Eukaryota, Viridiplantae, Streptophyta, Magnoliopsida, Solanales, Convolvulaceae. Bases 1 to 774 code for a protein of 257 amino acids. The transcript has a single exon.